AUGAAAAAAAGAAUAGGUAUAGCGCCUUUCUUAAGAUGGCGCGCAAUGCGCCAUCACCGAGCCAUGUCGGGAGGGUUCUCCACGAGGAAUGAUUCCAAGUGUGGAACCCUCUUUUUGGCUCGUGGAAAAAGAGGGUUCCACACGUGGAACCAUUCCUCGUGGAGAACCCUUUCCCGACAUGGCCCGGUGAUGGUGCAUUGCGCGCCAUCUUAAGAAAGGCGCUAUAAAUUAAAACGAAGAAGUCAAAAAUUGUAUUGAUUUGGAUUAGACUCGGAACGCAAGCACGUUCAUAACUUUAUAGUUGCGAAUUCUUUCAAAAAUAGCUGAGCCUUGGUUGAUUUUAGCUGCAGAUAUCACAGAGGUGUUUUAAAAGCUGGCACUAAAAAUGAAAAAUUUUCAUUUACCUAA
This is a messenger RNA of Blepharisma stoltei, 408 nucleotides long. NCBI's taxonomy places the organism in Eukaryota, Ciliophora, Heterotrichea, Heterotrichida, Blepharismidae. The record is from the annotation of a GenBank genome assembly.